Neurospora tetraspora is the source of this 537-nucleotide messenger RNA. RefSeq lists its product as uncharacterized. Lineage: Eukaryota; Fungi; Ascomycota; Sordariomycetes; Sordariales; Sordariaceae. The coding region runs from base 1 to 489 and encodes 162 amino acids. The transcript is spliced from 3 exons. The record is from RefSeq and is a predicted model, not a curated record.
AUGCUGGGUGUUUCUUUAUUCACCUCUGCGCGUAACGUAGUGGACAUCUUCGACGCCAAACUCUCUGAAUACCCGGUCUAUUCUUUACAAGCUCCCUCAGAACCUUCCAAGCAGACUCGUCCCCCCGACAACCAAAAACCCAACCUCACAAAACACCAAAAGCCAACAAAACCCAUCAACCCACCCACCAUGUGCAAGUACAUCCUUCUCCCCGGCGUCCACGUACACGACUGGACCCCUACCAACCAACAAUAUGCCGGCGUCGGGGCCAGGUGCUCCCACGCGGUUGAAUACAAAAAGCGCCAGGAGGUCACCUACGACAGCAGAUUUUGUCAAUGCGAUACUGUCGUUGAACACGACCCGCAAGCGAAUGGCCGGUCCUCUGGGCUUGCCUCCGUAGGCAACGUGCAGGUUCCGUGUGCGACAUGCAGAAAGAAGGAGCCUUGGGCUAAGAACCACGGCACGACCCAGAACCCAAUUGAGGAUUAGGUUAAGUUGACCAUUCCUUCAAGGCUACAUGACCUCAUUGAUGGGGUU